Molecule: messenger RNA, 2013 nt
Organism: Acanthosepion pharaonis
Lineage: Eukaryota; Metazoa; Mollusca; Cephalopoda; Sepiida; Sepiidae
Source: the annotation of a GenBank genome assembly
AUGAGAAGAAGCAGUCAACCACCAACACCUCGACUACAAUCUCAUCCUUAUGCAAGUACUCAACAAAUGCUUUCAUCUCCAGCACCAAAACCGCAGCUACCUCCAGACUCAGUUUCACAGAUGUAUAUUCAGGAUGUAGCAUUGCCAUCUGGUAAUGGAAGUAACAGGAAAAGGACAACCCAAGCACAAGAUUAUUUGAGUAAAAGAUCUAUGAAAUUUUCUGACAAUGAUGAAAAACACAGGUGGAAAGAAAGAAAUACAAGACAACCUACUGAAGAAAGAUUAGAUGCAUACACUAUGCAGUAUUGUAAUUCUUCAUCACCAAGAGAACAUCAGCAAACAACUGAGAUGCGACCCUUGGGACAAACUCUGGAGCUUUUUUCUUUAUUUGGAUCUACUCCUCAUAAUUGCAGUAAAAUUUACACUAAAAAUUUAAAGAAUAUCUUUGCUGAACCUAUCUUUCCAAUGAUAGUUGUUUACAUCAGAAACAUGAUAUUACAAUUAUAUAUAGGGCUGUAUGUUCUGCACUACUGCAUAAGUGUGGACCUUACAUAUUAUGUGGAAGAAGGCAAGAGUCCAAAUACUUACUUGGAUCUGAGAAGAAGCAAUCAGCCACCAACACCUCGAUUGCAGUCUCAUCCUUAUGCAAGUACUCAACAAAUGCUGUCAUCUCCAGUUCCAAAACCACAGCCAGCUUCAGAUUCAGUUUCUCAGCAGAUGUAUCUUCCAGACAUUGCUUUACCAUCUGGUAGUGAUAGAAAUAAGAAAAGAACCAUAAUCCAAAAUUAUUCAGGUAGAAGUUCUAUAAAAUCUUCUCAAAAUGAUAAUAGACAAGGCUUAAGUGAUGAUGAUACAAAUCAUACUGAGGAUAUAUCUGAUAUGUACCCAUCCCAAUACUGUAAUCCUCCCCCACCAUUACAAAGCAUUCCAGUAGCUGAAGGCAGUUAUGUGAGUGGCCAGAGACAUUUGAUAAGUCCUCCUUACCCAGCCAAUCCUUGGUCUGAUGUUGCCAUUCCUACAACAAAUAUGAGAAGAAGCAGCCAACCACCAACACCUCGAUUGCAAUCUCACCCUUAUGCAAGUACUCAACAAAUGCUAUCAUCUUCGGCCCCAAAACCACAGCCACCCCCAGACUCACAGAUGUAUGUUCAGGACAUAGCAUUGCCAUCAGGUAGUGAUAGAAAUAAAGAGAGGAUUAACAGAAUGCCAGACUAUUCCAGUCAAAGUUCCAUAAAGUCUUCUCUUAGUGGCAAUAGACAAGAAUGCAAUGUUGUUGAUUCACAACUCACCAAAGAUGGCUCAGGUGUGUACAUUUCUCAGUAUUGUAACCCUCUUCUUUCUCAAACUGAUUUGACACAGACCACAGAGAUGAGACCCUUGGGACAGACUGUCAGCUACCCAAGUGAUACCACAAUAGUGGCCAGAGGCUUUUACACGCCCUACAUGAAUGAAAACAAUCCUCAAACUGCCAGUUCUGAUAUAAGAAGCAAUCAGCCACCAACACCUCGACUGCAGUCACAUCCUUAUUCAAGUACUCAACAAAUGCUAUCAAAUCCAGCUUCUGAUACAGUAUCACGGAUGUAUAUUCAAGACAUAGCCUUGCCAUCUGGUAGUGACAGAAACAAGAAAAGAAUAGAGAGGACACAAGACUAUUCUAGUAGAAGUUCUGCAAAGUCUUCUGUCAAUGAUAAUGAACAAGGAUGGAGUGAUGUAGAUGGAAGACAAACUGAAGAUGUAUCAGAUGUGUAUCCUUCACAAUAUUGUAACCCUCCUCCAUCACACAGUAAACAACAGCAGACCACAGAAAUGAAACCUUUGGGACAGACCAUCAAUUACCCUAGUGAUACCACAAUAGUAGCUAGAGGCUUUUACACACCCUACAUGAAUGAAAACAGUCCUCAUACAGAUGCCAACAGUAGUAGCUCUUCUAAUAGACAUUUACAAUCAAGGAAUGUACCUACUAGUGGUAGUCAGUCUUCUAUUAAUAGACCUCUGCCACCUGUACCCAUUUAA